Molecule: messenger RNA, 2930 nt
Organism: Bursaphelenchus xylophilus (pine wood nematode)
Lineage: Eukaryota; Metazoa; Nematoda; Chromadorea; Rhabditida; Aphelenchoididae
Source: the annotation of a GenBank genome assembly
AUGUCGUCUGAAGAUGUAGAAAGAUGGAUACGAAAGAAUUGCCAAUGGUCGGAUCUGCCCGAGGAAAUCCAGUUGAUUUUGGGUAACUCUCAAAGGGAAUAUGAAAAGAGAAUUCUUGAUUAUUCCAUCAGGAACCAACUGAAGCAUAACGGAAAUGUUGGUGAGUUUACAGUCGAGUAUAGCAAUUUGUAUGCUGUGCUUUAUUGUUUUAUUAAUUAUAUUAUCCUUGGAAUUUAGUGCGAACUGUGAAAAAAAAUCCCGAGGAAUAUUAUGAAUUACUUCUCAAGGAAAGUCGGCAGAAGCUCAUGUUAUUUCCUUAUCAUCUAAGCGAAUAUAUUGUGUUUGGUCUUCGAAUUACUCCAUUUCAAUAUUAUUUGGAGAUGAUCCAGGUAAUGUAGUUCUUCUUUUUUUAUAAUUUCUCUUUAGGAUAUCAUGAAAGCCGAGAAAAGUUACGACUCAUUGCCAAACUUCACAGCUGCUGACGUGAUCAGAUUAUUGGGGAUAGGAAGAAAUCAAUAUAUUGAUAUGAUGAAUCAAACCCGAUCCUUCAAGAAGCUGUUUAGGAGAGGUAAAGGAGUCAAUGAAGUGCUUCCCCAAAAGCCUAACGAUAUUAUAAUUGAAGCUUUUUGGAUGGUUCGCCUGGGCUACGUGCUUGAAGGUGAUAUAAAGGUGAGGAUGAUUGAUGUCGAUUAAUGUUUUAGAGUCUGGAUAUUCAUGAGAAGGAGAUAAUCGAUAAAUUGGUGGAUGGUCUCCCUUUGAUUGCAGGUCUCUUGAAUAAAACAUCAAUUCUGAGCCUAUUCAAUCGAGGGUUGGUCUACUUUGAUGUCCCGGUGAAUGACGAUGAUUAUGUUUAUGGUUAGUUUAUUUGUCACAUGUUUGUUUAGACAUAUUUUUUGCGGAGUCUUAUCCACUUUUUAUUGCAGUACCCACCCUGGAUGGGUUUGUCAUGAAUCGAGUGCAGGGCGACUACUUUGAGAAGCUUCUUUACAAAGUUUUUGUUACGAUUGAUGGCCAGAUGAGUGUUAAAGAGGUAAUAUUAUUAUUUUUUAUUUUUAUCUUUUAAAUUUAGUUGGCGGAUAUCAUUCGAGUCGAUAUCGAUCUUGUCAAAACUGCUGUUUCUGCUUUUUUACGCCUCGGAUUUGCCAAAAAACGGACAACGGGUCUAGAACAGACUACUUUGCACUCGUCCUGGAGACUGGAUGACUCUAAAGAUACUUCGGUUGUCUUCUCUAAGAGUAUGAUGGAAUUGACUAAUUCCACUCUUGCUGAUGAAGAAGAUGAUCUUGAUAUAUCAGAAGAAGAUAAUCGAAAGUUAUCAGCCGCUUCCGUGACCCCAUCACCUUCCGUUCAAAGUGUUCCUUUAAGUGAAUUGAGUGUCCCGGGCUCCAAACGCCUUGCUUUUCUCUUUGAUUCUUCAUUAACUGCAUUUUUAAUGAUGGGAAAUCUCUCAGCUGUAAGUUUUAUCAUAGGCUGUGUAGAAAAAAUGCAGCUCAUUUAUAGCUCUAGUCAGUACUCGUGAAAAAAAGUUGCAUUUUUUCUGGUCAUCUUGUGUUAUGAUUUUAGAAGUUAAAAAAUCAUGCAGUUACAUUGUUUGAAGUGGGGAAGUUGUCCGAUGAAACUGUUGACAAUUUUAUCGACGAAUUAUCCAAUAUAAAUUUCUUUGCCGAAGGAGAAGCCCAGCGAUAUUCGGAACACGCGAGGACUUUACUCAAAACAAUAAAGGCCUUUAGAGCUAAAGGAGAAUUGGAUUUGAUUCGAGGAGAAAGCUUGUUCAGUCUUGAUGAAAAUGCCAGGGAAAGAGUGAUAAAAAAGGCAUACAAGUGAGUUAUAUUAUGUAUAUUAAUCAUCUUCUCUUCUCACGAUGAUAAUUUUAAAUUUUAGAUUUAUUGUGUCAAUGGCCCCUCUUGGUUCGGAUGCAUGUGCCUUUAAACAGAGCGUGGUCCCUUUAAUUGGAACCUCAAUAGUUGAAUUAACUUCUCCUUGGUUCCGUUUAUUCCUGUAUGAAAUUGUGGAAGAAGGUGUCCCUUCUCUGUUCAUUCCAAUGGGAGUGAGGGUUAAACAGUUACCGGAGAUUUUCUGGAAGAGUAAGAGAGUAAUCCUGACGGCGAACACCCACGAGCCCAAUAUUGUGUUGACUGAUUCGGUUCUCCCCAUCUUGAAUGAUAUGUUAUUGAACUCGGCGGUUUUUAUUCAGGUGGGAAGGUUUGACUUUAAUUAGGAACUUGUUUUAGGCAUACAGCGAUAAAGUGGAUGACUCUGAAGUUGUGAAUGUUCCAUUCCCUUUUACUCAAGAGGAAAUGGAAGACGAAAACAAUCUUUGUAAUCAUCCGAUCAUAUCAAAGCUGAAGGAUAACGUCGAAUUGGAUAUUCGGAGUGGAUAUCUGGUGUUUAUCAGAACAAAGGAAUCGGAUGCAGACACCGAAGAAUCGGAGGACGAAAAGGAAAAUGAUAAUUCAGAAAUGCCAUCGCCCACAGCGACUCUGAGAUCUUCUUUUAAUAAUACAGUAACCAAAGACCCGAAGAAAGUGGUCUCCAAAAAGAGGAGAUUGGGGAAAAACGAGAAGUUUGAAGACUAUGUGUUGUUUGAUUGUAUUUUUGGUGUUCCCUUAUUCGACGAACGAUUGAAUUCUGAAGUCAACAGGAGACUGAUCGAGAAUGAUUUAUUCGAAAAGUAAGGAAGUGACUAAUGGCAAUUAGUUUUUUAAUAUUCAGGGGCGAAAGGAUUGCUGAUUUGAAUAAGAAACUGAUCGGAAGUAUUCAACGAUUUGUCAAGCGGCUGCAAAUACCUGGUUACGAAGUAAGUUGAUGCCAAUAAUAAUAUAAAGAAUGCCGUUUAGGAUCCCUUUGGUGACUCCGAAGCGAGCUCUAUCCCAUUGCCCACCCAAACCGUUUUCUUUGAACAAAACUCUGUGAAUACCAUCACUCUCUAG